AAGCUCGCAAAUCCCCGACACAAGCUCGCAAAUCCCCGACACAAGCCUUCACUCGGUGCGCUGCCACGCGCCUCGCGUGCUGCUCUCGACGACGACGACGACGACGACGGCGACGGCAACGGCAACGGCACACCGCCAGCUGUAUGCCCCUCGUGCGACAACGUUAAGUCGCAAUGGCCUCUCCGAGCCCCAAUCCCACGUCUGGACCUCGGCCGCAAGGCCACGACCACGCGCCGACAACGCCCAGCACCUUGCGGCAGAGUCAUACCCUCUCGAGCUCUCCCAACAGCCACCACAGCGACGACGACCGGCCCGGACCCAGCUCCCGGACCAACGGGCUUGAUGGUGUCCUCGAAGAGCACACAGAGACCACGUCCCUGCUGCACAACGAGCGCGCACACGAUGGCGACUGCAACCACGGCACCUUCUCCCCGCGGGCAUCGAGCCCGAUCCCGAGCAUUCGCAACCCAGACUCGGAAGACCACAGCUCCAUGGUCGGCUCCGAUGCCUCGAUCGGCUCGAUUGACGGCCAGCUCAAGGGCGGCCGAAAGAAGGUCUUCUCGGACCGCCUCAAGAGUCGCAACAUGCGCAACACGAGCAGCUUCGCCGAGCAGCACGGCAUCAAGGACUCCAACUACAUGUACCUCUCAUACUACAUCCCCUGCCUCAUCUGGAUGCGUCAGUACAACUGGUCCUGGCUCAAGGGCGACUUCACUGCCGCCAUCACGCUCGCCGCCAUGUACCUUCCCAUGGCCCUCUCGUAUGCCGACAACCUCGCCCAUGUCCCGGCUCUCAACGGCCUCUACGCUUUCGUCUUCAACCCGCUGGUAUACGCACUGCUGGGAAGCUGCCCUCAGAUGGUGGUUGGUCCUGAGGCGGCGGGAUCCCUCCUCGUGGGGUCUAUCGUCAAGGACAGCAUCGAUAGAGGACAGGGUGAUGAUGGGGAUGCGGUCUUGCAGGCCAAGGUCGCCGGAGUCGCCGUGGGCAUGGCAGGCGCGACAGUCUUCAUCAUGGGGCUGACUCGGCUGGGAUACCUCGAGAGUGUUCUCAGCCGGCCGUUCCUGCGAGGCUUCAUUUCCGCCAUCGGCCUCGUCAUCUUUAUUGAUCAGAUGACACCGACUCUCGGCCUGGCUGCCGCAGCCAAGGCGCACCAAGACGUUGCCCACAAGACGACCUGGGACAAGAUGGUCUUUCUCACGACGCACCUUACCGAGGCCCAUCAGCUGUCUGCCAUCAUCGGCAUCGUGUGCUUCGUGAUUGUGAUGGUUCUCCGAGAGGUGAAACGUCGCUUGCAACCGCGAUACCCCGGCGUCGCCUACUUUCCGGACCGCUUGAUUGUCGUUGUCCUGUCAGCAAUCCUGGCGUGGCAGCUCGAUUGGGAGGGCCAGGGUGUUGAGGUGCUAGGUAAGGUUGAAGCUGCCAAUGGUCAGCUUUUCGCUUUCCGGAACCCUUUCCAGCUCGCACACUUGCACCACAUCAGGAGCUCCAUGGGCACUUCUUUCCUGAUCGGCAUGCUCGGGUUCUUCGAGUCGUCUGUCGCAGCAAAGAGCCUGGGUGGUGGCGAGGUCAUCGAGGGCAUGCAGCUGAGCCCCAAUCGCGAGCUGAUUGCGCUGGGUACUGCCAACUUGGUUGGCGCAUGCUUCAUGGCAAUCCCCGCGUUUGGCGGCUACGCGCGCAGCAAGGUCAACAGGUCCACUGGAGGCAAGAGCCCAAUGAGCUCGAUUUUCCUGAGCUUGAUCUCUGUCUUGGCGAUCGUGUUUCUUCUCGAUGCCUUCUACUACCUUCCGAAAUCUGUGCUGUCGGCUCUCAUCAUGGUCGUCGCCUUCUCCUUGAUCGAGGAAGCACCAGAAGACAUACACUUCUUCCUCAAGAUCAGGGGCUGGACCGAGCUUGGGAUCAUGUUUGGCAUCAUCCUCAUUACGGUGUUCUUUUCUCUUAACCUGGGAAUCGCCAUUGGCAUUGGCGUUUCCCUGAUCCAGGUCAUCAAGCACUCCACCCGCGCGCGCAUCCAGAUCCUGGGGCGUAUCCCCGGAACCCAGCGCUUCGCCAACGCCGAGGACCACCCCGACCAGCUCGAGUUCGUCGAGGGCUGCCUGAUUGUCAAGAUCCCCGAGCCCCUCACGUUCGCCAACACCGGCCAGCUCAAAAGCCGGCUGCGGCGUCUCGAGGUGUACGGCUCCGGCAACGUGCACCCGGCGCUCCCGCCCGUCCGGCACUCGGCUAGCAACCGCAACGUCGUGUUUGACAUACAUGGCGUGACCUCGAUGGACGGUUCCGCCGUGCAGGUCCUGCAGGAGAUCGUGGCCAGCUACCGCGAGCGCGGCGUCCGCGUCUUCUUCAGCCGGAUCCCCUCGCGCAAGGGCUCGCUGUGGACGCUGUUUGAGCGCUCGGGCAUCGUCGACCUCGUGGGUGGGCCGCACCGGUUCGUCGACGACGUCGAGGAGGCGCUGCGGAUGACGGAGAUGGAGGAGCUCGCGUCGGGGGCGUCGUCCAUUCUGGGACCGGCAUGAGCAGCAGUGUGGUUGUUGGUAAGCCGUGGGGCGGGUUUUAGCACGUCUGUGCGAGUUUCCCAUAGACGCGGCGGUCACACAUGCAUCCAAAAAAGAAGACGGUGGGAAAAAGUUUUCGUAUCUUGCAUAGCCUGCGAUUUGCUUUUAUUGCUGGAGCGCUGCGGGCAUACAUGGUAUAUGCAUGCGCAUUAGACUUCUUCGUUAUAUAGACAUGCAAACAAUUUCAGAUGAUCCGAUGCUCAUAUGCAAAA
This is a messenger RNA of Microdochium trichocladiopsis, 2761 nucleotides long. RefSeq names its product sulfate transporter family-domain-containing protein. Gene Ontology annotation, molecular function: sulfate transmembrane transporter activity. The record is from RefSeq and is a predicted model, not a curated record. The transcript is spliced from 3 exons. Lineage: Eukaryota; Fungi; Ascomycota; Sordariomycetes; Xylariales; Microdochiaceae. Gene Ontology annotation, cellular component: membrane. Gene Ontology annotation, biological process: transmembrane transport. Bases 174 to 2510 code for a protein of 778 amino acids.